Messenger RNA from Camelina sativa (false flax), 765 nucleotides. NCBI's taxonomy places the organism in Eukaryota, Viridiplantae, Streptophyta, Magnoliopsida, Brassicales, Brassicaceae. The record is from RefSeq and is a predicted model, not a curated record.
GAACAGGCCUGAUGAACUUCAAGAGUCUGACGUUGGUACUGGUGCUGGCUUGUUUGAGGUCAAGAAGAUAGGAUAUGAUUUCUUUGCCUUUAUUGUUGAUUGCAAAGAACCUAAAGCAUGCACCGUGCUCUUAAGAGGACCUAGUAAAGAUCUCCUCAACGAAGUGGAAAGAAAUCUUCAGGAUGCCAUGUCUGUCUCAAGAAACAUCAUCAAGAACCCAAAGCUUCUUCCUGGCGGCGGAGCCACAGAAUUAACAGUUUCUGCCACUUUAAAACAGAAGAGUGCAACAAUUGAAGGAAUCGAAAAGUGGCCAUAUGAAGCAGCUGCUAUAGCUUUUGAGGUUAUUCCACGUACUCUAGCUCAGAACUGUGGAGUUAACGUGAUCAGAACUAUGACAGCAUUGCAAGGAAAACAUGCAAAUGGGGAGAAUGCUUGGACUGGAAUUGAUGGGAAUACUGGUGCAAUAGCUGACAUGAAAGAGAGCAAGAUAUGGGAUGCGUACAAUGUGAAGGCGCAAACGUUCAAGACAGCGAUAGAAGCGGCGUGUAUGCUUCUGAGGAUUGAUGAUAUAGUGAGUGGAAUCAAGAAGAAGCAAGCUCCUGGAGCUGGACCUACUAAGCCUACCAUUGAGACAGAAGGAGAUGCAGACAACGAGCAAAUACUUCCCGACUAGAAAUAACCAAAAUAAUCUUAUUCUUGUAGCUAUAUUAGUUUGACAUGUUUGUGAAACUUGACACUCCCUUCAAUAGAUUUUCUAAUUUUGCA